Molecule: messenger RNA, 1839 nt
Organism: Helobdella robusta
Lineage: Eukaryota; Metazoa; Annelida; Clitellata; Rhynchobdellida; Glossiphoniidae
Exons: 3
Coding region: 1-1839 (612 amino acids)
Source: RefSeq, a predicted model, not a curated record
AUGGCGUGUAGAACAGUUUAUUUUGUGAUAUUUUGUGGUCUGUGCGUGCUAAAAAAUUCACUUGUCAACGGGAAAUGUUUUAAAAAGUUUGGAAAAGAGGGAAAAUCUUUUUGUGCGUGCGAUCAGCCGAUGAACAAUUCAAGUUUCGCCUCGCUGAAAUCUGUGGAGGCCCUCGUGUUGUGCUCGAUGAGAUGCUCGCAGACGGCCACCUGUGUUGCUUACAACUUUUUCACUGGCUCCAACCAAUGCCAACUUUUUAAUCAAACAUUGAAAAAAUUCUCUCUUGUGGUCGGUUGCCAGUAUUUUUCUCAAAAAAGUGAAACUCAAUCCAACAAAAACUUGUCGAUAACUGCGGACGAUCAACUCAUUGAGUUCUACAUCAACGGCAACAACAUUUCCAUCUCUCAAAACUUUCCACAUGCAAAGGAAUGGGAAAUCUCUGACACGUACAAACUUCCUAAUCGACUCCACGACAUUCUAAGAAAACCAAAGCAUCAAUUGUGUACCUACCCUAACUGUUCAUCUGCAAUAAAACCAGUUCCCCACAGUGUUGAAUAUCCUGUUCCAACUCCUCCUACAGACACUGUUCUUUAUAACAAAGAAGAACAAAGUGGUGAUGAAAAGGUUGAUGUUGAAUACAAACCAGAUUACGACAAAGAUAAACCUCACAUGAUCACGCAGGGAGAACUUAGUGAUCUGGUAAGGGACCUUGAGUUAACUAAAAAUAAAGCAGAACUCCUGGGGUCUAGAUUACAGCAAUGGAAUUUACUGGACAGAGGAACUAAAAUAUCCCAUUUUCGUGACCGGCACACCGAAUUUGCAAAAUUUUACAACAAGGAGGACAAUAUAUGUUACUGUGUAGACAUUGCUGGAUUAAUGACAAAAUUGGAUGAUGAGUAUGAUCCUGUAGAUUGGCGUCUGUUUAUUGAUUCUAGUAAAGUCAGUCUAAAAGCAGUUCUGCUACAUAACGGAAAUGUUAAACCAUCCAUUCCUGUAGCCCAUGCAGUGGGUAUGAAAGAAACAUAUGAAUCUAUGAAGACACUUCUUAAAGUUAUAAAGUACACUGAUCACAACUGGAAUAUCAGUGGGGAUCUCAAAGUUGUUGCUCUUCUUCUUGGGAUGCAAUUGGGGUACACGAAACACAUGUGCUUUUUGUGUCUGUGGAGCAGUCGUGAUGAUGCAAAUCACUAUCUCGUCAAAGACUGGCCUGCGAGAAUUGAUCCGGUACCUGGACAAUUUAACAUUCUUCACGAAUCGUUGGUGAAUCCUGACAAAAUCUUCCUUCCUCCUCUUCAUAUCAAAUUAGGAAUAUUUAAAAACUUUGUCAAGGCGCUACCUACUGAUUCGAAAGGAUUUAUUUAUCUUAAAGAUAAAUUCAAAACCACUCUCACAAACGCAAAAAUAGCUGCAGGAGUUUUUACUGGACCACAGAUACGUGAAGUUAUUCGUGACCCAAAUUUCAAAUUACAACUAGAGCCUGUGGAGUUGCUGGCUUGGGAAGCGUUUGUGGCACUGGUUCAGAAUUUUUUAGGAAACCACAGAUCAGAAGACUAUGUGAACUUGGUAGAAAACUUCAUAAUGGCAUACCAAAACAUGGGUUGUAGAAUGUCUCUAAAAAUCCAUUUCCUCCAUUCCCACCUUAGCUUCUUUCCUGCCAAUUUAGGAGCUGUCAGUGAUGAACAGGGAGAAAGAUUCCAUCAAGAAAUCUCUGUUAUGGAACACCGGUAUCAGGGUCGUUUUGAUAGUAACAUGAUGGGGGAUUUCUGUUGGUUUCUACAGCGUGAAAGUGAAAGUCAAUAUAAGCGCAAAAGAUCAUUAUCGACAAAUUAUUUUUAUUAA